UUUCCAUGAAAAAUGGUAGAUCCAAUAUGGUUUUGCCAUUUUGAACUUUUAAAAUCUGAUCUCAGAUUCGUAAGCUGUAGUUUUAUUUUGAAAAUUAAACUCCACUUUUAGACCAAUGUUUGAUGGUAGCAAUAUUUUUACAUACAUUGUAAAACAGAUUGAUUGUUUUCUUCAGACCCAGAUGCAUCAAACGAAUUGGAAGCUCAGCAGCCAGUGUUUGUUUACACUACGUUGGAAGCAGCGCCAGUCCAAAGUAAUUACAAAAUUAAAUAUACCAUACAUCUAUACCAGAUUUCGUAAUUUAAUUUUUUCUCUAGAAUCCUUUUCAGAGCAAGGCUCAAUUAAUUUAAUAUUAUCCGAAGUUAAAUCCAUAAGAAGAGUUAUUACCCAUUUAUCUGAAGAGGUUGUGUCUUUAAGAAAUGAGGUUCGUCAAAUGAAGAACACCCAGCCCGGCACUUCAGAAUCUUCGCAUCUUCCUGUUAUGCCUUUUAAUGAGAAAGACGCCUUUGACAAUUUUAUGAAAGAACUAGUGGAUAAGGAACCGAUCUUAAAUGAAUUUGCUAUAUUAACGUACAACUUGGCACAAAAAUUCUCAUGGAAGGGUACAAAGGAGAAACCGGCGCUCACUGCUAAUUUCGCGGUGACAGUCAUAAAAGGAAUAUGUUACAAAAAAUUCCCAAACUCUGACGACUUUUACAUACAGUAUUAUCCAGAAGCAUCUGAUUCAUGCCAAGAACAGGAUUGAAAA
Messenger RNA from Rhagoletis zephyria (snowberry fruit fly), 748 nucleotides. RefSeq lists its product as uncharacterized. Lineage: Eukaryota; Metazoa; Arthropoda; Insecta; Diptera; Tephritidae. The record is from RefSeq and is a predicted model, not a curated record.